Molecule: messenger RNA, 948 nt
Organism: Lutra lutra (Eurasian river otter)
Lineage: Eukaryota; Metazoa; Chordata; Mammalia; Carnivora; Mustelidae
Gene: HDDC2
Product: HD domain containing 2
Exons: 6
Coding region: 72-686 (204 amino acids)
Cellular component (GO): cytoplasm
Molecular function (GO): 5'-deoxynucleotidase activity
Source: RefSeq, a predicted model, not a curated record
AGGCGGAGGAGGGGGAGGAGCUUCGGGAGGCGGCCACGCCGCCUGCUGGGACGUGCGGGACCCGAGGCCGCAUGGCUUCUGCCUCCGCCGCGGCCCUUUCGGGCGGGGGGGCCCGGAACCUGCUGCGGUUCCUGCGGCUGGUGGGGCAGCUCAAGAGAGUCCCACGGACUGGGUGGGUAUACAGAAAUGUUGAGAAACCAGAGAGCGUGUCAGAUCACAUGUACAGGAUGGCAGUUAUGGCUCUGGUGACCAAAGAUGAGCAUCUUAACAAAGACAGAUGUGUGCGCCUAGCCCUCGUUCAUGAUAUGGCAGAAUGCAUCGUUGGGGACAUAGCACCAGCAGAUAACAUCCCCAAAGAAGAAAAACAUAGGCGAGAAGAGGAAGCCAUGAAGCAGCUGACCCAGCUCCUCCCAGAGGAUCUCAGGAAGGAACUUUAUGAACUUUGGGAAGAGUAUGAGGGCCAGUCAAGUGCAGAAGCCAGGUUUGUGAAGCAGCUGGACCAAUGUGAGAUGAUUCUCCAGGCAUCCGAGUAUGAAGACCUGGAGGACAGACCCGGGAGGCUGCAGGAUUUCUAUGAUUCCACAGCAGGAAAAUUCAGUCACCCUGAGAUAGUCCAACUUGUUUCUGAACUUGAGGCAGAAAGAAACGCCAAUAUAGCUGCUGCCCCUGGCAAGCCGACCUCCUGACAUGUCCUCUCUCUUGCUGCACUCCUGUGACAGACAUCGUAGUUUUCAUUUUCGUGGUGUUGUGUUUUGCCACUGUUGCCGUGUGGAUCUCCCAGAUGUGAGUCUGUUUAUUUUCCAUUGCCUGGACUCCAGUAAGAAACAUAUGAUGCAGCCCGGAUAAUAAAAGAAGCUGGGAAAGAAUAUGGUCCUGAAAAUGUCCUGAAAAGGCUGGAGGCGGUGGGGGGGAGCUUUGUAUGCACUAAAUAAAUAUUUAAAACCUUAA